This is a messenger RNA of Suillus subalutaceus, 1391 nucleotides long. Its product is annotated as Rpa49 subunit specific to nuclear RNA polymerase I. Gene Ontology annotation, cellular component: RNA polymerase I complex. The coding region runs from base 1 to 1197 and encodes 398 amino acids. NCBI's taxonomy places the organism in Eukaryota, Fungi, Basidiomycota, Agaricomycetes, Boletales, Suillaceae. The transcript is spliced from 8 exons. Gene Ontology annotation, molecular function: DNA binding. The record is from RefSeq and is a predicted model, not a curated record. Gene Ontology annotation, biological process: nucleolar large rRNA transcription by RNA polymerase I; RNA polymerase I preinitiation complex assembly; transcription elongation by RNA polymerase I.
AUGGCUGCGAUGACAACUUCCAAGAAGCGCAAGCGUGAGUUAGACGACACUCAAAGGGUGUCCUUUGCGCUCUCAGAUCAGCCUGCAACGCAGCUGGGUCCCGUUCUUGCUAAUUUCCCCUCCGUCAAGCCCACAAAAUCCACUUCUUUCAAAUGCUACAAGACACAAACACAAAAGCCGACGACGGACAAUGAGGAAAUGCCGUUCGUUGAGAUCCCGAUGCUGAUUGCGGGCGAGACGGAAGCCGUAGAUUUUUACUCCUCUGAAGAAACACGACGGGGUUCACUGGGCAGCAGAUACCUUGUCGGAGUGCAUAAUAAACGCACUGGCAUUACAACCCUUCGAGCUGCUCCGUUGCAUAUACUCACACAUGAAGUUAAAGCCCUCAAGGGUCUCCAACCUGCUGCUGUCUCUACUCUUCAGCGGCUUGAGGCCCGCGCGGCACUUGGCGAAACGUUCGGAACCAAGAAGGCGAAACUAGCGAUCCGCGCGCAAGAGCGCAACAAGGUCGACGUUUCCGCAAUGGAAGGUGUUGCAGAUCACCUCCAAGAGAGUAUUCUAAAGAACACAUCUACACUACCAUCGAAAGAGGAAGCAAAAGCGAAUGCGGACAGUACUCGUUUAGUCCCGCAGUACGACAUUGAUGCUCUCAAUCCAAACGACAUAUAUCCCUUGCACAACAUGAUUCCAAAGCCUGAAUGGAAGGCACUGUCCAUUUCUAAUUACAUGAGUGCAGACGGUGAUGCCAAGCGGGUCGCUCUUCUCCCCUUCAAGCGUUCCCACUGGGUCAAUGAUCAUUUAGCGCUUGCGUUUGCUUCUCCCUCACCAGACAAGACCACUAUAAAAAUGCUUAUAUACAUCUCAACAAUGAUUGCCUUCCACAAGGCCACCUUUAAAAAUAUCAACAAGGACGUCAUUCAAGAGAAAUUGCCGAUGGUUCCUAGCGUCGUGAUUGACGGACUUUUAUCACGGUUCUCAGAGACUGCACGUGGAUCCGUGGACGUUCUCGCCGCUGAUUUGAGCAUGGAACCGGCGAAAGUCAAUAUGUUGUUCAAGUCCCUAGGCUGCAAAAUCAACAAGCUAACACAGUCCGACUUGAAGCGUUUGGGUCUACCUGAUUCUGCAGUAGAUGUCAAAAGGGCCAUUCUAAAGACACCUCUAGAGUUCCCAAAGCCCCGGAUAAGACGGCGGACGUGAGAUCAGAGUGCCUUUACGCAAGUGCAUCCCACUGGAGUGUCUGAUCUUUACUUUCUUCCACGGAAUCGAGGAGAUAUUCACUAGGCCCUGGGAGGUGUCGGAGUAGUAGGGUCUCAGUAAUGAAGACUAGUGCCUAGUUAAGUCUAUCUCGCGUCGUCUAGCAUUUUAACAUGUUUCAUUGUUUGCUCCCGUUC